UUUAUCAAUCGAGAAAAGCAGCUCUUAAUUUUUUUAAUUACAAAAAUUGGUUUUCAACAAAAUUAACACAUGGAUUUCCUCCAGACGACAUGAAUUCAUGUACUAUUAUUUUGGGUGCAAAAUUAGUAGGUCGACGACAUUUUCUUAUUGAUCCAUUAGCUGCUUUAUCAGGUGCACGUCAUUUCUUUGUUAAUUAUUUUAUAAAUCAAUCAUAUUAUGGAAUAAUCGAAGGUGGUUUUCUUGGAAAUAAUUUUGGUUAUAGUGGUCUUUCAACAGCACAUAUAAAACCUUAUGGUUGGGAUCAUGGUGGAUUACAAUGGCAAGUACCAACACGUCAAUGUGAAAAAUUAAUUUUUUGUUUACAAAUAAACACAAUUCGAUAUCAUAGUUUUUCAUUAUCAUAUCAUUUUUUAUUUGGUCCAAACAGUAAUUCAUUUAUAUGGUGGGUAUUUAAUCAAUGUUCGAUAAAUAUAACACCUGUUUUUGUGAAAUAUCCAUUUGUUGGUAUAGAUUACUUUUGGACACGUGAAAGUCCAUCGAAGGAUAAUUCGUUAUGA
Molecule: messenger RNA, 557 nt
Organism: Rotaria sp. Silwood1
Lineage: Eukaryota; Metazoa; Rotifera; Eurotatoria; Philodinida; Philodinidae
Source: the annotation of a GenBank genome assembly